Ornithodoros turicata is the source of this 4179-nucleotide messenger RNA. Its product is annotated as neprilysin-1-like. Lineage: Eukaryota; Metazoa; Arthropoda; Arachnida; Ixodida; Argasidae. Bases 173 to 2521 code for a protein of 782 amino acids. Gene Ontology annotation, biological process: protein processing. Gene Ontology annotation, molecular function: metalloendopeptidase activity. The transcript is spliced from 22 exons. The record is from RefSeq and is a predicted model, not a curated record. Gene Ontology annotation, cellular component: plasma membrane.
GAUAAAUAGGGUCGCCUUUUAUAUAUUUAUUUUUCUCUCGCUCCGUGCCCAUUCUGACGAAUAACCCAAUCUCGGCCGUUCUUUUUGGGCCGUGCGUGUUCUGUUGCAUGUUCUUCGUGAGCGAGAGUUAUCUGUGGAUACCACGUUGGAUAUUUAAGUGCAGUGUCUUCCCAUGGAAAGCGACGAGUCUCAAAUGGCAGAGCGAACGGGUGUACCAGAGAGGCUGAGGUCAUCCGCUUCCUUUGACACCUACCCAAGUGACAACAUGGUUUCCUAUAAGGAAUCGUGGUGGAGUCAGAGGUCCUCACUCGAAAAGGGUCUCAUGGCUGGUCUCUCCGUCCUGGCCGCUCUCUCACUCGUCAUGGUUGCUCUCGCAGCAUACGCCUUUCUACGAGACACCGGAGGGUUGGAGAAACCGAGCUUUCUUGGGUCGGUGGAUGUGUGCAAUUCAUCCGCGUGCCAGGAAAGAGCUUCGAUAAUCUUGGCGGCAAUGGACGAGGCUGUAGACCCCUGUGACGACUUCUACAGUUUUACUUGCCGCAACUGGGAGAGAAGUCACCCCAUACCGGAUGACCGUGCUCGCUAUGGGCAGUUUGAUAUACUAAGGAUUCAGCUCCUCCAAGAUCUCAAAGAUAUCUUCGAGCAGAGUCCGUACAAGAUGCCUCAACAACAAAAUAUAUCGGACAAAGUUGUUGCGGCUUACCAGUUGUGUGCGAACAGCAGCCUUUCUAGUGAAACAGCGUUGCAGAUGCUGAAGGCACAAGUUGCGUCGACUCUUGAACGCAACUGGCCACUACGAGAGGAAGAAGAAUUCUUUCUGUUCUUCAGCGACAUCAUCGCGAAGAUGUACACGAAGGCCGAUCACAUGGGCACCAGUUCCAUCUUUUCUAUUUCUGUCGCGCAGGAUCCGAAAAACGUCACGCACUACAUAAUUACUAUUGACCAGGCGACUUUCGGCAUCGGACGGAACCAGCUCAUAAAUGCGACAUCGCCGGAGAACAAACCCAUUGUCGACGCGUACAAGGCCUUCAUCAAGGGAGGCAUGAAGGCUUUCGACCCACAGUUGAAAGAGGACGAACUCGACAGAAUGGUUGAAAAUGUAUUCAAUUUGGAAGCAGAACUUGCGAAGCGAUCAAGGUCACAGGAAGAGCGACGCGACAUGAACAGUAUGUACCACAUGAAGUCCAUCAAGGAGUUGCAACAGGAAAUGCCAGAUGUGGAGUGGCUCCGCAUGCUCAAUUCCAUGCUGAGCGUCGUGAACGUUACCCUGCAAGAAGAUGAACGUGUUCUGGUAAAGGAACCUGGAUACUGCAUCUCAACGGCGGAUCUUCUCAAGGCCACCAAUAGGACAACCGUGUAUAACUACGUCGUGUGGCGCAUGCUGCAAACCGUAGCACCAACGGCGGAUCCAACGUUCCGCGAACUGCAGUUUGCCUUUCACCGUGUUACCAAAGGCCUGAAGAAGAGCGAACCCACAUGGCAGAAAUGCAUUCAGAUAUUGCAGGACGUGGCAUCAGACGCACUAGGAAGGCUUUACGUCGACCACAAGUUCAGCGCUGAAGCGAAGGAUGAUAUGAAUAAACUGGUGGAGGAGCUGCGAGAUUCAUUCUCACUCCUUCUGGACGAGAGUCGCUGGAUGGACAAGGAGACAAAGAAGGAAGCCUAUAAAAAGCUUCAAACGAUGAUUCCGAAGAUUGCGUACGCAGAUUGGCUGACGAAUGAUACGUACCUGGGCAACCUAUACAGUGCGGUGGAGGACGUAUCACCGGAAGCUUCUUUCCUGGACAUCUUGUUUAACUUCACGCAUAAUGGUGUCGUCCGCACCCUGAAAAAGAUACACACCUUCCACAACAGGAGCGAAGAGUGGAUCACAGGUUCUGCGAUAGUCAACGCAUUCUACGACCCUGAAGCAAAUUCUAUCACCUUUCCAGCGGGCAUCCUGCAGAGUCCAUUCUACGCGUACGGCCUGCCUUCCCCCUCCAACAUGGGUGCAAUUGGUGUGGUAAUCGGCCACGAGAUUACACAUGGCUUCGACGAUUCAGGGGCACAGUACGACGAUGAGGGCAAUCUUCGCGAUUGGUGGUCGAACGAAACCCGGGUCGAGUUCAAGAAGAAAGCCAAGUGCAUUAUCGACGAGUACGGAAACAUAACGGACGUUCAGGCCAAUAUGAAACUCAACGGAGAAAAUACUCAAGGCGAAAACAUAGCUGACAAUGGCGGACUCCGUGAAGCUUUUAGGGCCCACAGAGUAGCAAUUGCGAAAGGUGGAGGUGUUUCGGCACCGGCGCUUCCUGGCCUCCAAAAGUAUACUAGCGACCAACUGUUCUUCAUGUCCAUGGCUCUGGUUUGGUGUACAAACUACCGCACAGAAGAACUGAAGCAUCUCAUGCAGUACGAUCCCCACAGCCCCGGCAAAUAUAGGGUGAACAUUCCAAUGGGCAACUUCGACGAAUUCUCCAAGGCGUUCGACUGUCCAGCUACCUCACGGAUGAACCUACGUGACAAGUGUGUUCUGUGGUGAUUACUGAUGCUUCAUAAGUAAACAGGGAAUGAACUAUCGAGAUCGUGUGACGUGCGUCUCCUGAUACAUGUGUUCAAGGGCCAGGUCAUCGGAAUUUUGCCACGAAUCACCACAUACGGACAGCUGAUGAACAGUCUCGAAAGCACUUUCGACUGCAAUGACUGGCAAUUUGUCCUCACUGUACAUCAUCAAAAAUACUUUCGACGCAGUGUGCAACGACGCUGCCUGCAUGUAUGUGCUCUGUUGUGCUGCACUCUUACCGUGCGGCGAAGGGAGUAUGUUUUGAGAUAGCGUCAAGUAGAGGAAGGAGGGGGAAGAUGAGACAGAUAUUCGCAAUUGAAUAUUGAAUAUUUAUUUUUCGUGAUAAAAAACAAAAACAAAAAAACUACCCAUCUGCACAUUCUCAGAGGGCUAGAGCUUCUGUAAAUCAGAACGGACUUAACCGGUUCUAAAAUAAACACAGAACAAGAAAUUCGAAAAUGCAAAUUUUCUCAUCUUGCCCCAACCCUCGGCGCAAGACGAGACAGAGCGUGAGGCAAGAUGAGACACGCCUUGGUAAUGAACUAUACAAAUUAGUUUUUGCACUUUAAGUAACCUACACAGCCCCCUUGAGCCCACCGCCUGCAUGAUAAAAAGCACACAUAGCCCAUUGCUAUUUCCCUCCACCGUCCUUUGCAAACAACGCACCGCCAGUCUGAUGUGUCGCUGGUCGCUCGCUUUCGAGUGCGCUUCUGCUUUGAUGGGAAUAUCCUAGGACGCAGAAGAAUUUGCUGGAAAAUCGUAGGCAAUAUGCAAGAAAGGAAUCUCUAACGAACAAGCAUAAGCCCACCUCAUAGUUGAGCGAUCAGUCUCUAAACUACAUUAAAUUUAAAUUACAUUAAGUCGUCGCUUCUUGCCCCGUAGAUACCACUGAAAAAUAAAUGCAUCAGAGCAUUAAUUUUUCUGUUAAACACGGGUCAACCAAGAGUGCCCAUAUUUUGCAUAUAUUUAGAUGAAGGAAUAAAGAAAUAGAAUGCGGACUUCCAUUGACAGAAUAAACGUGCGACACGCUGCUGCACAGCUGACAGGAAGAAGGACUACAGAAAACCGCGCCUUUUUUGCGGGUCUUUACAUUCUAGGCAGUAGUAACCGAUUUUUUUUCUCUUCGACGCAAAUACCAAUCAGGAUAAUUCUCACGUGCAAUAAAGGGGACAUGCAAAGCCACCAAUGAGUAAAGGUUCAAGCGCAUGGGGCAACGUGUCUCUGAGACAGGCGGCGUCGAGCAAAAAAUGUCUCAUCUUGCCCCACCUUACCCUAUACCGACGAAUACCUGAAUAGCUACUGUAUACAAAGACCGCCGAAAUCUAUGAAUUUAAACGUUGUCUUCCACAACCACGCAACAUUGGCAAUUGUCCGUGAAUAUGGUCCCUGUAUGUAUGAAAGAGUCACUGCGGAGUAAUAGCCGCCCAGACACACGGGCGAGCUAGGACUCCUUUGCGGUGGAAGUCCUUUAUUGCUUUGAAUGAAGGACAGCUUCUUGAAAGGAGGUUGCCUGGUGACACACGACAUCGUCGGCUUGUCCUUCGCUUAGUAGCACCAUCUGAAAUGCGGCUUGAUAGUAUAUCAUAGGUUCGUGAUGUCUUUAUAAACUGAAAUUAUUAAAUUUGCUGCAAAGUGUC